Aureobasidium namibiae CBS 147.97 is the source of this 606-nucleotide messenger RNA. RefSeq lists its product as uncharacterized. The record is from RefSeq and is a predicted model, not a curated record. The annotation marks the transcript as partial. Lineage: Eukaryota; Fungi; Ascomycota; Dothideomycetes; Dothideales; Saccotheciaceae. The transcript is spliced from 3 exons.
CUUCCCAGAGCCUUCGAUGCCGGCUAUGGGAACAACUUUACGACUUCUUCUUGUCCUGCUUUCUUCAAGGAUUUCUUGUCAGAUGAUACUUUUAAUGAAUGUGUUCCGCUAUCUCUUCUCUUACAGACAUCUACUUCUUUCUUUACCGUUCAACGCUCGCCUGUCAAACUGGCGCAGACACUUGGUGCUUCAUGCGGUGUCAAUUUUGACACCUGUAGCACCCUAAUGGCGUCGCUGGCUCGACAAAUCCAAUCCCCAAAUAACUGUGCAGCCGAUCUGCAAAACCAGAACCCUAUGGUUGUGCAAGCCUAUACUGGAUUUGUAGCUUACCAAUCACUCUAUCACGCCGGAUGUCUACUGAACGAUGACACGGGCAGCUACUGCUUCUCAGACGCAGUCACGAAUGCAACUUCGCCCACCGACAGUUAUGUCUACUAUCUACCUCUAGGCGUCUCUUUGCCUGGAACCACCUCACCCAGUUGCUCGAGCUGCUUACAAAACACCAUGUCUGUCUUUGCAAGCGCGGCUACAAAUCGCUCGCAGCCAAUCUCUAAGCUCUACACCACUGCAGCAGCCAUGAUCGACUUGACUUGUGGCGGACAGUUU